AUGGGAGCAACCAGAAAGGGUUCACAGGAGCAGCACAAACUGUCAGCAGGGAACAGGGCAGGUUAACACCACACCCCCACCCUGGCCUAACGGAAAACACAGCAAAGCUCUGGAAUGCCAUGGUAAAGUUAUGUGGGUGUGGGGGCUAUUCAGAGAGAGUGUGUGUGGGGGUUGGGAGAGGGUUGGUGUGCCCGUGCGUGCGAGAGAGAGGGAACGAGAGAGGAGACCUAUACGUUUACCCCAAACCUGGAUCAUAUAGGUGGGGCGCUGAGCCCCCCCCCUCCCGAGGCUAUAGGCAUUAGUGACACGUGCCAGCCCAACCCCAACAUGUUCAGCUGAAACCAGUUGGAACCAAAGUUCUGGUCAAGAAAAGGGCUGAGGGGGAGCACAGAGUUGUAGAGCUAGCUGCAAGUUGAGGGAUGCCUAUAGGGAAACGCAUUCACCCAAAGUAACUAACAUGUCAUAAGGGACGUAACUACAUAUGAGGACUCCAUGGUCCGGACCUCUGUAAUUUUUUCUAAUUUGAGAAAAAUGAUAAAUGUGUACACAAAGAAAAUCUAUUACAGGUCAACAUCUAGAACUAUUGUACCCAGCGUUGAUCAAAGCUCAGAAAGCUUAUAUUCUUGAUCUGAUUGAGUUUUAAUUGCGCCUGCCUCUUUGCGAACGAGUGGAAUCAUGAACAGUGUUUUGUUAUGUUCGCCUGCGUCCCCCGGAUUUGCCUUAGCAGCACAUUCACCAUUCUCCCAAAUGGCUAACUCCGCUCUCUCGCAGCACAUGCAGAGUGCCUGAGACAUGAAACAAACUAUCCCAGCUUGGGAUGGCUCAAUUGGGCAACUAGAGACGCUGCUGUUAGUUUGUUACGCUGCUGACAGUCUGUUGGCGAGAUGCCGGACAAAAGGCCAUUUUAAAACAGUGUCUACAGACAUCCCCAAACAAAAACCGAUUCUGAGAAUGAGUGCACAACUGAUAAAUAGUCGCUUAUACUUUGCCUUCAGAAAGUAUUCACACCCCUUGACUUUUACCACAUUUUGUUGUUACAAAGUGGAAUUAAAAUUGAUUGAAUUGUCUUUUUUUUUGUCAACAAUCUACACAAUACUCUGUAAAAGUUCAAACUUUCUUUUUAAUUAAUGGAAAAUAAAACACUCAUAUAUUUUGAUUAGAUAAGUAUUCAACCCCCUGAGUCAAUACAUGUUAGAAUCACCUUUGGCAGCGAUUGCAGCUGUGAGUGUUUCUGGGUAAGUCUCUACCGUGUAUAUUUGGCCUUACGCUUUAGGUUAUUGUCUUGCUGAAAGGUGGAUUUGUCCUCCCAGUGUCUGUUGGAAACCAGACUGAACCAGGUUUUCCUCUGGGACUUUGCCUGUGCUUAGCUCUAUUCCUUUUAUUUUUAUCCCCAAAAAAAACCACCUAGUCCUUGCUGAUGACAAGCAUACCCAUAACAUGAUGUAGCCACCACCAUGCUUGAAAAUAUGUAGAAUGGUACUCAGUGAUGUGUUAUGUUGAUUUUGCCCCGAAAUAAUGCUUUGUAUUCGGGACGAAAAGUUAAUUUCUUUGCUACAUUUUUUGCAGUAUCACUUUAGUGCUUUAUUGCAAACAGGAUGCAUAUUUUGGAAUAUUUGUAUUCUGUCGGGCUUCCUUCUUUUCACUCAUUUAGGUUAGUAUUGUGGAGUAACUACAAUGUUGUUGAUCCAUCCUCAGAUUUUUCCUAUCACAUCCAUUUAACUCUGUAACUGGUUUACACUGGCCCUGUGUAGCUCAGUUGGUAGAGCAUGGCGCUUGCAACGCCAGGGUUGUGGGUUCGAUUCCCACAGGGGGCCAGUAUGAAAAUGUAUGCACUCACUAACUGUAAGUCGCUCUGGAUAAGAGCGUCUGCUAAAUGACAAAAAUGUAAAAUUAAUCAGACAGCAGCCAGUGGUCCCAAGAAUAUAAGCAAACGCAUGACCAGGACAAAAUAACGAAGUGGAUGUGAGUUUGUAUGUGAAAGUGCAAUGCAGAUUAGUAAAUACUUUGUAGUAGUUCCCUGUAGCUCAGUUGGUAGAGCAUGGCGCUUGCAACGCCAGGGUUGUGGGUUCGUUUCCCACGGGGGGCCAGUAUGAAAAUGUAUGCACUCACUACCUGUAAGUCGCUCUGGAUAAGAGCGUCUGCUAAAUGACUAAAAUGUAAAUGUAAAAUGUUUAAAAUCACCAUUGGCCUCAUGGUGAAAUCCUUGAGCGAUUUCCUUCCUCUCCGUCAACUGAGUUGGGAAGGACGCCUGUAUCUUUGUAGUGACUGGGUGGAUUGAUACACCAUCCAAAGUGUAAUGAAUAACUUCACAAUGCUCAAAGGGAUAUUCAAUGUCCCUUUUUUUUACCCAUCUACCAAUAGGUCCCCUUCUUUGCUAGGCAUUGGAAAAACCUCCCUGGUCUUUGUUGAAUCUGUGCUUGAAAUUCACUGCUCGACUGAGGGACCUUACUGUGGUAUACAGAGAUGGGGUAGUCAUUCAAAAAUCAUGGUAAACACCAUUAUUGCACAGAGUUAGUCCCUUCAACUUAUCUGACUUGUUAAGCAAAUUGUUACGCCUGAAAUUAUUGAGGCUUGCCAUAACAAAGGGGUUGAAUACUUAUUGACUCAAGACAUUUCAGCUUUUUAUUUUUUAUAAAUUUGUAAAAAGUUCUAAAAACAUAAUUCCGCUUUGACAUUAUGGGGUAUUGUGUGUAGAUCAGUGACACAAUCAACAUGUAAUCAAUUUUAAAUUCAGACUCUAACACAACAAAAUGUGGAAAAAGUCAAGGGGUGUGAAUACUUUCAGAAGGCACUGUAGAUAUGUCAAUCAUCUAACAGCAGCAUUUUUAUUUUUAGCGAAAACCUGAAAAAACUGGGGGAAACAGAAACCUGGAAAAACAACAAAAUGGGAUUUGUGGAAAAAACGAAACGGAAUCCGGCAAAAAAUAUGAAACCGAUUUUAUAGGGACCUACUACUAGUGGUGUAUCCUCUGUGUCUGAAUGGGGGUUAUAGUAGCCCGUUGGUUGUCUGGCUGUUGACUCGUCCUUUAGUUCUCUUUCGGUUGUUUCUCUGUGUCGUCCUGGUGGUGUGAGAUCGGGGGUGACAGACAGCCACAGAACAUCUCAGGACGAAUGGGACUGCUGCCAACUGUCUGGGACAGGGGGAACCUGUGUGUAGGAUAGUGUACGUGCGUCCGAGAGCGAGUGUUUUGCCUGUACACAAAUGUGCAGUAAAUUUGUGUGGUUGUGUGUGUCUGCACCCCUUGAAAGCCUGUGUGUCUCUGGUGUAGGCGUGUGUCUCUGAGUCGUGACAGUAACACAGAACUGUGAGCAGUGUGUGAGAGAGGUCUGUCUGUGAAAACUGGGUGCAACAGGCCCGCGCCACAGAAGAUAUGAACUGGUUUUCAUUAGUGCUGAAGUGCGUGUCUGCUUCGGCUCACGGAACAGGCCCUGAGCCCUAGUGUAAAGUCUCCUCUGGUGGACGUGGUUCUUAUACUGUCUAAUAGAAAAACUGUGAAACAGCGUUGAUAGAAAGCACACACACCCUCUCUCUUCUUGCUCGUAGAACAUACAGUAUAUCUAACCUAUCUAUAAGGGAUAACAUUGCCUCAUAACAUUUAGUACAAUGGACCCAUUUGUUUUCCAUUUCCAUAUCUGAUUAUUUGAACGAUCUGUUUUGGUUUUCUUUUGUUUGUCACUUAAUUCAAUAUCUGACUAUUCACCUAUAACAUAUAGUCUUGAUCUCCUUCAUAGAUCUCCUUCAUAUUAAUAAUUCUCAUGUGAGGGACCUUUCUGCAAUAAGACCGUGGUGACUGUCAUUUCUAGAGACUAUAAAUAGUAUGAUAAAUUAGCUGACAAAAUGUCAGUGUUUUUCCUCCAUCCUGUUCAGUGUGCAUGUGGUUGGUUGUGUAGUGGCCAGAUAGAAGUAGCAUGUUCUAUUGUAGUCCAUGUUUAGGCUUCUAUUGUAGUCCAUGUUGAGGCUUCUAUUGUAGUCCACGUUGAGGGUUCUAUACAUACAGUGGGGAGAACAAGUAUUUGAUACACUGCCGAUUUUUGCAGGUUUUCCUACUUACAAAGCAUGUAGAGGUCUGUAAUUUUUAUCAUAGGUACACUUCAACUGUGAGAUGGAAAAAAAAAUCCAGAAAAUCACAUUGUAUGAUUUUUAAGUAAUUCAUUUGCAUUUUAUUGCAUGACAUAAGUAUUUGAUACAUCAGAAAAGCAGAACUUAAUAUUUGGUACAUAAACCUUUGUUUGCAAUUACAGAGAUCAUACUUUCCUGUAGGUCUUGACCAGGUUUGCACACAUUGCAGCAGGGAUUUUUGCCCACUCCUCCAUACAGACCUUCUCCAGAUCCUUCAGGUUUCGGGGCUGUCGCUGGGCAAUACAGACUUUCAGCUCCCUCCAAAAAUGUUCUAUUGGGUUCAGGUCUGGAGACUGGCUAGGCCACUCCAGGACCUUGAGUUGCUUCUAAUGGAGCCACUCCUUAGUUGCCCUGGCUGUGUGUUUCGGGUCAUUGUCAUGCUGGAAGACCCAGCCACGACCCAUCUUCAAUGCUCUUACUGAGGGAAGGAGGUUGUUGGCCAAGAUCUCGCGAUACAUGGCCCCAUCCAUCCUCCUCUCAAUACGGUGCAGUCGUCCUGUCCCCUUUGCAGAAAAGCAUCCACAAAGAAUUUCCACCUCCAUGCUUCACGGUUGGGAUGGUGUUCUUGGGGUUGUACUCAUCCUUCUUCUUCCUCCAAACACGGCGAGUGGAGUUUAGACCAAAAAGCUCUAUUUUUGUCUCAUCAGACCACAUGACCUUCUCCCAUUCCUCCUCUGGAUCAUCCAGAUGGUCAUUGGCAAACUUCAGACAGGCCUGGACAUGCGCUAGCUUGAGCAGGGGGACCUUGAGUGCGCUGCAGGAUUUUAAUCCAUGACGGCGUAGUGUGUUACUAAUGGUUUUCUUUGAGACUGUGGUCCCAGCUCUCUUCAGGUCAUUGACCAGGUCCUGCCGUGUAGUUCUGGGCUGAUCCCUCACCUUCCUCAUGAUCAUUGAUGCCCCACGAGGUGAGAUCUUGCAUGGAGCCCCAGACUGAGGGUGAUUGACCGUCAUCUUGAACUUCUUCCAUUUUCUAAUAAUUGCGCCAACAGUUGUUGCCUUCUCACCAAGCUGCUUGCCUAUUGUCCUGUAGCCCAUCCCAGCCUUGUGCAGGUCUACAAUUUUAUCCCUGAUGUCCUUACACAGCUCUCUGGUCUUGGCCAUUGUGGAGAGGUUGGAGUCUGUUUGAUUGAGUGUGUGGACAGGUGUCUUGUAUACAGGUAACGAGUUCAAACAGGUGCAGUCAAUACAGGUAAUGAGUGGAGAACAGGAGGGCUUCUUAAAGAAAAACGACCAGGUCUGUGAGAGCCGGAAUUCUUACUGGUUGGUAGGUGAUCAAAUACUUAUGUCAUGCAAUAAAAUGCAAAUGAAUUACUUAAAAAUCAUACAAUGUGAUUUUCUGGAUUUUUGUUUUAGAUUCCGUCUCUCACAGUUGAAGUAUACCUAUGAUACAAAUUACAGACCUCUACAUGCUUUGUAAGUAGGAAAACCUGCAAAAUCGGCAGUGUAUCAAAUACUUGUUCUCCCCACUGUAGGUGUUUUAUAGGUGGGUUUAUAUGAGGUUUCGUCCUUCAAGGGAGGGCAGCAUUGGAAGUGUGUCACUGAAGUAAGCAUUUCACUGUUAGUCUACACCUGUUUUACGAAUUAUGUGAUAAAUAAAAUAAAACAACAAUUGUUGAUGUCAUGGUAACAUCAGAAUAGCAUGGCUUUUAUUGUGCAGGCCUUGUCUGAUGACUGAGCCACAGAGUUAGUAUUUCAGCACUUUGGACAUUGUGUGACUCCAUUUUGAUUGAUUGAUUUGGGUUUAUUUUGGAUAUGAAGAGAAGGUGGUCUUACGUUGGGCCUAGGGGAAGACAGAAUACAGGUACAAAGUUUGGCUUGUGUAAAAUAAUCCAUUCCCAGUGUGUUCAUCAGUGGACACAGACAUGUAUAUUUUAUUUGGCAUGAUGAGUGACCCUGACCUGUGACUCCUGGCCUUUGCCCUGUAGGGAUGGAGUUCCCUGUGGACGUGUUGGGUUCAGUGAGGCAAGAGGAGGAGGAGCAGGCAGCAGAGGGCUACAUGACCCGGCUACGAUACGUCAGCCCCAACAAGACCGAGAGCUUUACCCUGCCCAGCCACAGAAAGGUACACACACACACACACACACACACACACACACACUGUUAGUUUAGUCAACUCUAACCCCAUGUCACUCUUUCUCUCUCUCCCCCUCUCAGAUCUGUAUCGGUUUGUGUAACGUUGGUUUUGUUCCCAUCUAUGGAGGAGACCUGAAGCACAAGAUUCUGGCCCUGUUCGCCCCAGAUGAUCAGCUCACAGGUACACACAACACUACACCCGCCCACCACCCCAUCCCUAGCCCCCUGUCCCUAUCCGUUGACACAGUCACAGUGUAAGCUGGUAGUUUCCACCGCAUAGAUACUGUAGGUGUAAGCUAUUUUAUUUGAAACUACCAGUAUAUACACAUCAGAUCCCUUCAGAUCUACUAGAGUUUAGGGUAGGGUCUGGGGGCUUAUAUUUCGUACAACAUACAUUUGGAUUCUAACCAUAGAUCAUACUCCUCUAACUCUAAUUCUCAAUGUCACUCCCUUUCCCCUCCCCCUCUCUCUCUCCAGCGGUAGCUCUGUUCCUGGCAGGACAGUGGUGGUCAGUAGAGGACGUCCUCAGAACCUCAAACCCUUCCAGAACUGGCCUGGUCAAGGUACAUACACACACACACUGCAACACAUACAACACAAGAUGAUUGUUGAUUUGACAAAUCGAGAAACGUGAAGCUAGCACAUUGAAACACACAAACACACUCUGUGGAGGUAGGAUAUGGUAGGAUAUUGGGUUUGUGUCUGGUGUGAGGAGAAGCUCUGAAUCUGACACGAUAUGAGAGGACACACAGGAUUAGGGCUGUCCCCGACCCAAAAAAAUGUUGGUCGACCGAAAGUCGUCUGUUCUUUCAACCACAUUUAUUUGCGUGUAUUUUUCCUUAUAUAGACCCACCCUAUGUGUUUUUAAUAAAAUCAACUAUAGGCCUAUGUAUUGAGAUUGUUUGAUGAAAUAAGACACAAAUGACUCAAGAGGGAGCCAGAGAUCAAGAUAACCAGAAGAAAAAAAAACUUUACCUGACUUGACCAUCCUCCUCCCGCUCCUGCUGGCUUUUACAGAUUCUGCUUUUACUCUCCUGAAGUUGCCGGUAAUCGGCUACACGAGGAGUCGGCAACCUUUCUCAUGUGGAAUGCCAAUUUAUCUUACAAUUUCUACCGAUCUGCGUGCCAGGUAUGGUUUUCAUAUGCACAUUUUAGUGGAACGGUUUCAUUUAAAUUUAUAAUAACAUUUUCGUAUCUCAAAAUCAUUGACAUGUGGUUAAUCAAAAUUCUAUCCAAAUGAAAUGAAUGAUACAAACCUAAAAAGUAACUUAUAUUGCCAUUGCCAACUAUGGAAAAAUAGCCUACAUAAAGCCAACAAAAUAAAAACAUUGCAGCAUUGGCUACACGUGGACUGUCUGCAACAAACUUGAAACAUUGUAUCAACUUGGGUCCGGGCCUGAAGCUUGCCCUAGCGAACUUGCAACAUUGUAUAAAACUGUUUCCUGUGGGACAGACACAGCUGUAGGCUAUUUGCGCAAGGGAUAAGAAAUCAUAAAGUAGGCCUAUUUUAUGAUGUUUCCACUGGAUCAGAGCAUGACAUUCUUCCCUUUCACGCUGAGUGGUUAUCAAAAGGGAGAGAACUUGAAAGAUUUUUCAAAUACAUUGAGGAACUAUUGUCAUUCUUAAUAGAUGUAAAAACAGACUUAGUUUGCUUUCUGUUUGAGGUGAAGAAAACAUUACUUUGAGAAGCUCCACAGCUCAUUAGUGGUGGUGCGUUAAGCCAAUCAGAAAUACUAUCAGAUCCCCAAAUAAGCACAUUUAUAUGCCUACAUUUGUGUGCAGGCCAGGUAGCCUAUAGGCCUACUUCUAUCCGUAAUCAGGUGCGUGUCCUUAAUUAAUUGACAGGAGCGCUUCAAACAAAAGACGAUGACUAAAUUGACAAAGCUCGUACAGUGCAUUCGGAAAGUAUUCAGACCCCUUGACUUUUUCCACAUUUUCUUACAUUACAGCCUUAUUCUAAAAUUGAUGAAAUCGUUUUUCCCCUCAUCAAUCUAUACACAAUACCCCAUAAUGACAAACCAAACAGGUUUUUAGAAAUGUAAAAAUAAAAAUGAAAUAGUAUUAAGAUCCUUUACUCAGUAAUUUGUUGAAGCACCUUUGGCAGCGAUUAAAGCCUCCAAGUCUUCUUGGGUAUGAUGCUACAAGCUUGGCACACCUGUAUUUGGGGAGUUUCUCCCAUUCUUCUCUGCAGAUCCUCUCAAGCUCUGUCAGGUUGGAUGGGGAGCCUCGAUGCACAGCUAUUUUCAGGUCUCUUCAGAGAUGUUUGAUCGGGUUCAAGACCGGGCUCUGGCUGGGCCACUCAAGGUCAUUCAGAGACUUGUCCCAAAGCCACUCCUGCAUUGUCUUGGCUGUGUGCUUAGGGUCGUUGUCCUGUUGGAAGAUGAACCUUACAUUUUAGUCAUUUAGCAGACGCUCUUAUCCAGAGUGACUUACAGUUAGUGAGUGCAUAAAUCUUUCAUACUGGCCCCCCGUGGGAAUCAAACCCACAACCCUGGUGUUGCAAGCGCCAUGCUCUACCAACUGAGCUACAGGAGGCCUGUCUGAGGUCCUGAGUGCUCUGGAGCAGGAUUUCAUCAAGGAUCUCUCAGUACUUUGCUGCGUUCAUCUUUCCCUCGAUCCUGACUAGUAUCACAGUCCCUGCCGCUGAAAGACAUACCCACAGCAUGAUGCUGCCACCACAAUGCUUCACUGUAGGGAUGCUGCCAGGUUUCCUCCAGACGUGACGCUUGGCAUUCAGGCCAAAGAGUUCAAUCUUGGUUUCAUCAGACUAGAGAAUCUUUAGGUGUCUUUUGGCAAACUCCAAGCGUGCUGUCAUGUGCCUUAUACUGAGGAGUGGCUUCUAUCUGGCCACUCUACCAUAAAAGCCAGAUUGGUGGAGUACUGCAGAGAUGGUUGUCCUUCUGGAAGGUUCUCCCAUCUCCACAGAGGAACUCUGGAGCUCUGUCAGAGUGACCAUCGGGUUCUUGGUCACCUCCCUGAGUGACCAUCGGGUUCUUGGUCACCUCCCUUACCAAGGCCCUUCUCGCUCAGUUUGGCCGGGGGGGGGGCAGAUCUAGGAAGAGUCUUGGUGGUCCCAAACGUCUUCCAUUUAAGAAUGAUGGAGGCCACUGUGUUCUUGGGGAUCUUCAAUGCUGCAGAAAUUUGUUGGUACCAUUCCCCAGAUCUGUGCCUCGAUACAAUCCUGUUUCGGAGCACUACGGACAAUUCCUUCGCCCUCAUGGCUUGGUUUUUGUUCUGACAUGCACUGUCAACUGUGGGACCUUUAUAUAGACAGGUGUGUGACUUUCCAAAUCAUGUCCAAUCAAUUGAAUUUACCACAGGUGGACUCCAAUCAAGUUGUAGAAACAUCAAGGAUGAUCAAUGGAAACAGGAUGCACCUGAGCUCAAUUUCGAGUCUCAUAGUAAAGGGUCUGAAUUCUUAUGCAAAUAACCUGUUUUUUUGCCUUGUCAUUAUGGGGUGUUGUGUGUAGAUUGAUGAUUUUUAUUUAUUUAAUCAAUUUUAGAAUAAGGCUGUAACGUAACAAAAUAUGGAAAAAGGGAAGGGGUCUGAAUACUUUCUGAAUGCACUGUAAAUGGAAUGAAAUAAACCCAAACUUGUUUCUCAUAAGCAUAGGUUGUGCGCUCUGCAAACAACAGGUCCACUCCGACAAUGAGAACGGUAAAAGACUGGAAUAAUAAUGAUAAUAUAUUGAAUGCAUUAACAGACAUUACCGUAACCAAACAAACAUUAUAAAUUAGAAAUUAUAGGAAUUCACGGGAAAUGUACUACUGGUGAUAUAUGUAAUAGGGAAUUGAUAGACACUAACAAUCAAACGCAAACAAUUCACACAAUUUAAGUUAUGAAACAAUGAAUGUGCACAAAUUGGCUUGAGAGAGAGCAUUUUGGAGAGAGACUUGCAUUGUGCAUCUUGACCACACUCCCAUUCUUCUUGGACUGUGCCAUCCCGCGGCCUCUACAAUGGAUUAGUUCACUGAGAUGGGCGCGAAACAGUCACGUGUCUUGUGUGCCAUUAAAAAAAUAAAAUAAUGCAUAUACAUGCAUGCUACUGCUCAACAACAACAAAAUAUCAGUCGACCAGCAGCCUAUCGACCAAACAAUCGAUGGAUAGCACACACACACACAUUAGCCUGGGCAUGUUUAUCUACCCCAUCAGAUGCAUAAUGACAUUGUUUUGAACAGAAUGUCAAGCACUGCAUGUGUAUUGCAUUUAUGGUGUGUGUAGAGGACAGAGCACAAUGACAGCAUUCAGAACAAACUCAUGGCUCUCUGCCUGGCUUUGCCCUGCAACUGGUUCUGAUUAGCAUGGAACAAUGGAGAAACACACAGCGUGCAUGUACACACACACACACACACACACACACACACUAGGGUUGGGCAAAAUCAGCUUUGGUUCUGGCGUGAUUCAGUACUUAUAAAAUCGCCAGUUAAUGUUAUCGCCCCCCGAGUGGCCAGCCCAAUUUUUUAAACUAAAAACAUUUGACAGACUUUAUUGUAAUAUAUGGGAAAUACUCAUAACUUUAUCUUGUCUUUUUAUGGUAUUUCAAUUAGUAGGAUUAGUCUAUGCUUUUGGCCGUUUGGUUUCGUAACGGCACAGAGGAUUUCUUUUUUUAUAAUAGCCUAAGCUUUGCUCAACUGUAAGGUUUGUUCGAACUACUAGUUAGAACAAACAAUAGCAAGAUAGAAAAUCUCUCUCAUUAUUACCUUAGGCCUACCUUGUUUUUUAAGGUUAUUCAAAAACAACUGAAAACUUUCUGAGCCUACUAAAACUCAGUUCGAUUAAUUUAAUUGUAUAAUCAUGAAAUAGCACGGCGGGAGAAAUCCAGGGUGCAUAAAACUGAAAGAGAAGCUUAAUAGGUCAAGUAAUAUUCAUAUCAAAUGGAGAGAAAAUAGAAAGAUGGGCUUUAAUAACAAUUAGACAUAGGCUUUGGCUAUUAGGCCCAGAUCAUCUGAUAGUCGAGAGUGAAAACCCCCAAAAAUUCUGACUGGACAUUUUGUGCUGCUUUGGUGAAACUCUCGGCUCCGUCUACAUUGUUCUUGUGCAUUCUGUAAAUAGUUUAUAACAUAUUUGUGCACUGCCGAACUCCGCUCUUUACUGCAAGUUGCCAGUCAAGUUUAAAUAGGCUUGGCUAUUGUCUGUCACAUCACGAUGUCGUCACCAUCGACAAUGGCUGUCAAUCAUCCUCGAUAGACGAUGCUAUCAUAACCCUAAGAGACACACACAAGUUUGAAACUAGGAGCAGUGCACUGUUCAGGGCCUUGAUUCAAACCCCACAGUUAAAUGUUAUUUCUAUGUUUACAAGGGGUUGGCAGAGAUAUGAAGCAAUAAAAACUGUCACUUAAACAUUUUAGUGGGAGGUGAAAGACGACGAUGCCACGUACUGAACCAAGUCCCUUCUGAAUCGUGUGUCCUACUACAGUGUAUGUACAGUUGAAGUCGGAAGUUUACAUACACCUUAGCCAAAUACAUUUAAACUCAGUUUUUCACAAUUCCUGACAUUUAAUCCUAGUAAAUAUUCCCUGUUUUAGGUCAGUUAAGAUCACCACUUUUAUUUUAAGAAUGUGAAAUGUCAGAAUAAUAGUAGAGAGAGAUUUAUUUCAGCUUUUAUUUCUUUCAUCACAUUCCCAGUGGGUCAGAAGUUUACAUACACUCAAUUAGUAUUUGGUAGCAUUGCCUUUAAAUUGUUUAACUUGGGUCAAACGUUUCGGGUAGCCUUCAACAAGCUUCCCACAAUAAGUUGGGUGAAUUUUGGCCCAUUCCUCCUGACAGAGCUGGUGUAACUGAGUCAGGUUUGCAGGCCUCCUUGCUCGCAUACGCUUUUUCUGGCCACACAUUUACUAUAGGAUUGAAGUCAGGGCUUUGUGAUGGCCACUCCAAUACCUUGACUUUGUUGUCCUUAAGCCAUUUUGCCACAACUUUGGAAGUAUGCUUGGGGUCAUUGUCCAUUUGGAAAACCCAUUUGCAACCAAGCUUUAACUUCAUGACUGAUGUCUUGAGAUGUUGCUUCAAUAUAUCCAUCUAAUUUUCCUUCCCCAUGAUACCAUCUAUUUUGUGAAGUGCACCAGUCCCUCCUGCAGCAAAGCACCCCCACAGCAUGAUGCUGCCACCCCCGUGCUUCACGGUUGGGAUGGGGUUUUUCGGCUUGCAAGCCCCCCCUUUUUCCUCCAAACAUAACGAUGGUCAUUAUGGCAAAACAUUUUUUUUUGUUUCAUCAGACCAGAGGACAUUUCUCCAAAAAGUACAAUCUUUGUCCCCAUGUGCAGUUGCAAACCGUAGUCUGGCUUUUUUAUGGCGGUUUUGGAGCAGUGGCUUCUUCCUUGCUGAGCGACCUUUCAGGUUAUGUCGAUAUAGGACUCGUUUUACUGUGGAUAUAGAUACUUUUGUACCUGUUUCCUCCAGCAUCUUCACAAGGUCCUUUGCUGCUGUUCUGGGAUUGAUUUGCACUUUUCGCAGCAAAGUACGUUCAUCUCUAGGAGACAGAACGCGUCUCCUUCAUGAGCGGUAUGACGGCUGCGUGGUCCCAUGGUGUUUAAACUUGCGUACUAUUGUUUGUACAGAUGAACGUGGUACCUUAAAGCGUUUGGACAUUUCUCCCAAGGAUGAACCAGACUUGUGGAGGUCUACCAUUUUUUUUCUGAGGUCUUGGCUGAUUUCUUUUGAUUUUCCCAUGAUGUCAAGCAAAGAGGCACUGAGUUUGAAGGUAGGCCUUGAAAUACAUGCACAGGUACACCCAAUUAUGUCAAUUAGCCUAUCAGAAGCUUCUAAAGCCAUGACAUCAUUUUCUGGAAUUUUCCAAGCUGUUUAAAGGCACAGUCAACUUAGUGUAUGUAAACUUCUGACCCACUGGAAUUGUGAUACAGUGAAAUAAUCUGUCUGUAAACAAUUGUUGGUAAAAUUACUUGUCAUGCACAAAGUAGAUGUCCUAACCGACUUGCCAAAACUAUAGUUUUAACAAGAAAUGUGUGGAGUGGUUGAAAAACGAGUUUUAAUGACUCCAACCUAAGUGUAUGUAAACGUCCGACUUCAACUGUAGAUUGAGCAGUGAGGAAAGUAUGUGUUUGUGCGUUGAGUGUUGCCGGUGAAAACUCCUGGGGAGAGGUGGUGUGUGUGUGUGUGUGUGUUACCUUUAACAUUUUGUUAAGUCAAAUAAAUAAAAUAAAAUGUUAUUGGCCACAUGCGCCGAAUACAACAGGUGCAGACAUUACAGUGAAAUGCUUACUUACAGCCCUUAAACAACAGUGCAUUUAUUUUUAAUAAAAAAAGUAGACAAAAAGUGUUGAGGAAAAAAAGAGCAGAAGUAAAAUAAAAUAACAGUAGGGAGGCUAUAUAUACAGGGGGGUACCGGUGCAGAGUCAAUGUGCGGGGACACCGGCUAGUUGAGGUAGUUGAAGUAAUAUGUACAUGUGGGUAGAGUUAAAGUGACUAUGCAUAAAUAAUUAACAGAGUAGCAGCAGCGUAAAAUGAUGGGGUGGGGGAGGGGGGGCAGUGCAAAUAGCCCGGGUAACCAUGAUUAGCUGUUUAGGAGUCUUAUGGCUUGGGGGUAGAAGCUGUUGAGAAGUCUUUUGGACCUAGACUUGGCACUCCGGUACCGCUUGCCGUGCGGUAGCAGAGAGAACAGUCUAUGACUAGGGUGGCUGGAGUCUUUGACAAUUGAGGGCCUUCCUCUGACACCGCCUGGUAUAGAGGUCCUGGAUGGCAGGAAGCUUGGCCCCAGUGAUGUACUGGGCCGUACGCACUACCCUCUGUAGUGCCUUACGGUCGGAGGCCAAGCAGUUGCCAUACCAGGCGGUGAUGCAACCAGUCAGGAUGCUCUCGAUGGUGCAGCUGUAGAAUUUUUUGAGGAUCUGAGGACCCAUGCCAAAUCUCAACCUGUUCCACCACAGCCCCGUCGAUGAGAAUGGGGUCGUGCUCAGUCCUCUUUUUUUUUCCCCUGUAGUCCACAAUCAUCUCCUUUGUCUUGGUCACGUUGAGGGAGAGGUUGUUAUCCUGGCACCACAUGGCCAGGUCUCUGACCUUCUCCCUAUAGGCUGUCUCAUCGUUGUCGGUGAUCAGGCCUACCACUGUUGUCAUCUGCAAACUUAAUGAUGGUGUUGGAGUCGUGCCUGGCCAUGCAGUCAUGGGUGAACAGGGAGUACAGGAGGGGACUGAGCACGCACCCCUGAGGGGCCCCCGUGUUGAGGAUCAGUGUGGCAGAUGUGUUGAUACCUACCCUUACCACCUGGGGGCGGCCCGUCAGGAAGUCCAGGAUCCAGUUGCAGAGGGAGGUGUUUAGUCCCAGAUUCCUUAGCUUAGUGAUGAGCUUUGAGGGCACUAUGGUGUUGAAUGCUGAGCUGUAGUCAAUUAAUAGCAUUCUCACAUAGGUGUUCCUCUUGUCCAGGUGGGAAAGGGCAGUGUGGAGUGCAAUAGAGAUUGCAUCAUCUGUGGAUCUGUUGGGGCGGUAUGCAAAUUGGAGUGGGUCUAGGGUUUCUGGGAUAAUGGUGUUGAUGUGAGCCAUGACCUGCCUUUCAAAGCACUUCAUGGCUACAGACAUUCUGUCUGUGUGUCCCCCAGGUGAGGAGUCUUGGUGAGCGGAUCGUCCUGUACAUUCUGAACCGUAUCGUGUACCGCGUGGGUGAGAUGGACAAACCUGAGGUGCCCUUCCUGUGCCACGGCCAGCACGACUUCGCCAAGCUCCUCUGGAAGGAUGGAAACGCCGUCGGGUUCUACUCAGUCAAACCCAAAGGUGAGCUGUCUCUGUCUGGUCAAACUGUCAUCUUUUGUUUAAACCCAAACUGCGGUGAAGUUAGCUAGUUAGUGAAGACUGGGCAGUACCCCAACUUACACAAGGCUAUCCAUUACCCUCAACCUCCUGAAGAUGAUUUCUAUAAUGGCCAAGAGGUAGACUUUUUAUAGUAUACCAAAAAUAUAGUAGCACAUAGUUUUAAUGUUCAGUAUUUCUGGUACAAAGUAUCAUUCCCUGUGUUUAAACUGUUUUCAGUUUUGCUCAGUGAAGACACAGGACCACUGUAGAGCAGAGCAGGUCAUCCUAGUACAACCGAUGAGCCGGAAUUAAUUUAAUUUGUUCAAAGUUUUUUCAUUAGAUCCACAUUGAGACAGGCAGAUCGUUUUUCCACUUUUGUUUGACUUUGUAAUGUUCUCUAAUCGGGGAAAUGUUCCAGCAGUGUAUGAAUUCAGACUUCAGUUUUGAUCUCUUGCCAUGUAUCUUGUUUGAUUAUCCUGCGUUUUAUGACAAUCAAUCAUGUAUCAAUCAAUUACAGCAUACCUUACAGACAUUAACUAACAGUAAAUCUCUCUUCCUCUCACUCUCCAGACAGCUUAUGUAAUAAUUUUGUGACCCAGCGCUACCAGCUUCCUGUCAUGAACUCCAUCUUUGUCAGGAAGUGUCACCGUGGAAAAGGUCAUGGCCUGCAGAUGCUGGAGGACUUUGUGGACUCUUUCAAAGACAACCAGCUCGGCCUGAAGUACCCUCUCUCUCUAACCAUGUAUAAAGGUUAGUAGUAGGAGUAGUACUCUCUUUCUCUAACCAUGUAUAAAGGUUAGUAGUACUCUUGUGCUCUAAUUAUGUGUUACGAACCCCGUGGCUUUAAACGUCUAGGGUGAUGGACAUGAGACCCGUAACAUAAUUCAUGCAAAUUAUAAGUGUGACAUGGAACAGUGAGAACGAAAAACUACACGACAACCAUAAACUACCGUCAAACAUAAAAGGUUUAUUGCUGAACACACGGUAAAGGUUUUGGGAAAAAGGGCUGAGCAGGACCCAAGAAAUGAAACAAUAGUGUAAAACACACCUAAACUGAUCUUGCCUGCCUCAAGAACCGCUAAGCUACUGCUAGUCAUACAAAAGUACAGUGGGUGGUCCGCUCAGGUCUAACUAGUGUUUUUAGACAGAUUUCUUCCUACGGGUAACGUACGCCCAAGGGCAACUUGCUUAAACUCCCCUUUUCCCAGAAACACACAAAGUUACCAAACAGAGUAAUCAGCAAAUUAGUGAGUACACAAUACACAUGAUACCACAGUACUCCAUACUCACAUACGGAAAUAGUCUCUAACAAAAUUACCAAACAGAGUAGCCAAACUUAGUGAGUACACAAUACACAGGAUACCACAGUAUCCAUACUCACAUAUGGAAACAGUCUUUCUCUCUCACAACAAACAUAACUGACUGGUUUUUAAACAAUGGGAUGUGUGAUUGAAAAACCAGCAACAGGUGGUGCCAUGCAGAGGAAUGUUCACUGAUUGGUCCACCUUAGCAAUCAGCAGACAUCUCAACGACCACCAAUCAGGAACAUACAGGACACCUGUGAUUAGGGCAGAAGGAGAGGAAAACACAGGACACAGGAUACCUGUAUCCGUAACAUUAUGUAUAAAGGUUUGUAGUAGUACCCUAUCUCUCUACUCCUCUCUACUGUACUCUAGAACUGUACAACUUUCCAUCUCCAAAAUAAAUGAAUAAAUCAGUCAAUCAAAGUGUAUCAUCUCUCCCUGACCUGCAGUGUGUGGCCAGUACCUGUGUCGGUACCCAGCUGACCAGGAUCUGCUGUGGGUGGUAGAGGGAGUGGGAGGACUCUACCAGAGAGAGAAUGUGGCCAGCAAGAUCAAAGCCCUAGCACUGAAAGGUACUGGCACAGUAGCAUGAGGUAUACAGGGAUGCACUUUCAACACCAUGCUCUAACACCAACGGCCUGUUCAGCAAGAUGUAACGUUACAGUACCUUCAGAUAGAAAUGUGUUAUGUAGAACUGAUAUGAUUGUCAUGUAGAAUAGGGAAUCGCGACGACAGCUCUAUUCAUUACAUUUCUAUCUGCGACCUCCCUGAAAUACAACCCAGCUGAUCCAUCGGGACCAUAGCAGGAUGAUAGCAUGAGACCCAGAUUAGAUCCUCUAUAAUGUGGGCUGGGGACUUGGUGACAUCAGACAGACAGUGGUCAGACUCACAUGACCGGUAGCUAAUUGACUUAUGAUUGUUCUGCUGAUUCCCAUAAAGUGGUGCUCCACGCGGUGGCGUCUAACGGAGACCAACGAGCUGCCUCUCUGGACCACACAGACAUCAUCAUGGAGGAGGAGGAGGAGGACAACUUUCUGGACAUCACCGUACGUCUCUAGCUCUCCCGGUCUCUCUCUCUAUCCAACUUGGUCUCUUGUUGUUUCUUUCUUUCCUUUUUUAGCUCCUCCUUUGCUAUGCUUUCUUUUCUUGGGUCUCCUCCUCAGUCUCUCGUCUCCUCGAACAGCUCUUUGGAUGUAUUUGUUGUUUAUAAUUUAAGAAUAUCUUCAACCCUCAGUUCUUUACUGUAGGGUCAAUAUAAUCAAGUAAUGAAGAGUUGAUUUGGUCUUGAUUUCUUGUUCUUGUGUUCUAGGAGGAUCUUUUGGUGGCAAAUAAGCCUCUCAAGUUAAUAGAAGGUAAGUAGCUCAGAAGUCUUUAGGAUCUCCAUGGAGUCCUGAAAUUAAUAACGAAUGAGAAAAUGUUGGAUUUUCUGAAUACAGAAAUUGGCAAAAAAAAAAAUUGAAUACACAUUGGAAUGAAAAUGGCUACUCUUUCUCUAGCCCUGGAUGGUACACCAGUGUCAACGCGUAUCAGGAGUAGCGGACAUAAAAAGCAUGGCAGAGAAGAGACGGAAGACUCCACAGAGGAGAGCCAGCCUCUGAAGAUGAACAGGUUAGAGAAGGAGUCUCAGUGAAAUAGAAACCUAUAUCAAAGUAUUAAUGAAAUGUGUAUAAUUCAAUGUAUACAGUCUUUUUUCCAGGGCAGUAGUGCUCCUUAAUUCACGUAAAUUCAGUGACUGUUUUUUACUCCUCAGACAACUGUCAAUCAAUAGACUCCUACCCAUAGUAUUUUCAACACUGAAAUGUGUCCUUUCUUUCAGGUUGUAACCCAACCUUUACAUGGUUUUCAAGUAUGAAUGCUUCCCUUUGGCUCUAAAUCAUAAUACCCCUGGUCUAUUGUGCGUUUAGAUUGGAGGAUGCAAAGGCAGAGCCCACCACUACGGCUGUAGAUGAGGAUGAAGGAAGAGCAGGAGAGGCAGAGGCUGCUGUCUGUGGCCUCUGUAGAGGAGGAGGACACCAAAGCUCAGGUGAGAGGAUGGGGGAGGUGAUCAGUAGGAAUACAGCAUUAGAAAACAACAGUUAAUUUGGCUGUUCUGUUUUGCUUGUCAUCAUUGUGUUAUGUUACUGUUAGAGAAUAAGCAGUCACUAUCAUAGCUUAUGUCACACUGGAUGCGUCAGAAAUGGCACUCUAUUCCCUAUGGUGCCUGGUCAAAAACAGUGCACUAUAUAGUGAAUAGGGUGCCAUUACAGACAACAUUGAUUUAGGCUUUAACUCUAUUAGCCCAUAGAAACACAUUGAAUAACAGAUUCAUACAUGGGAAAAACUGAAGGAAGUUUGUUUUGAUGUGCCUGGCCUAUAUCUGAGAGAUGUAAGAAAGAUCAGAUUUCUUUUUUAUAUGACACGUAUUUAACACUUUUUUUAGGCACUAAACUACUUCCAUAUAUACUUCCAUAAUUGUUUUAAAGGGGAGGCUUGUGAGGCUUGUGGACAUUCUAGAGCAAAACAGAAGUUGGCAGAUCGGCGGUAUUGAUUUCAGACGAGUCCCGUAACGCUUGUGCAAAACCACUGACAUGUUCGUGAGAGUUUCACCUUUCCAUAGGGUGGUCAUAGUAGUUUGUAGGCCAAACCGUUUGGACGCUACAGACGUUUUCGCGAGGAGACCGAUUUUCGGGAUGUCUCAUGGUCUGACAAACACAGAUGUACCGGAUGCGGAAGGCCGAUAUUGACGGAUGCGUUGGAUCGAGACGCAAAAAAACUCUAGCUUAAACACAGAUUUUUAUGAUGAUUUUUGUAUUAUGCAAUUUGAUUUUCGCAGGGCUGCGAUUAAUUAACGAAAGUAGCCGUUAACCAUUGGUUGGGGCUCUUCACUCCUCAGGAGGUGGAGGAGAUGAACGGAGAACUGACUGAUGACCAGAGAGAGGAGGUAAAGGAUGGAGUGGAGGAGGAGGAAAAGGAGGAGGGGGGAGAGGCUGUGCUAGAGAACAGAACGACAGAGGAAGACGUGGAAAUGAAGGACGACGAGGAGGAGGAGGAGGAGGCGGCGAAGGAGGAAGAGUCCAUCGAGGCUGAAGUAUGUGGUUCAAUUACUCAGGAGGAUUAACCUUGUAUGACAGUUGGAAUGUGUGGGAUGGGGCCAUUAUUGGAGCAAGGGGAUCACAGAUGAGAUGGAAAGUUCAUUUCUGUACUGUGGACAUGUUUAUUUCUAUAGUGUGCGUUAGAAAGGGAAUUGGGUAGUAUGUUUAACAAAUGCACAUUUUUCUGUCCUUUUGUCCUCUGCAGGACAUAGUAGAAGCUGAAGCUGUGGUGGAGGAGGAACUGGAGGAGGUUCCUCUCCCGUUAGUAGAAGAACCAGCCUAUGCUCCAGAGGAGGCCCCCUCGCCUGCAGAACCAUCCUCAGCAGAGCCCUCCAUCUCUGGGGAUGUGAGUGAGAAGGCAGGGGUGGAACCUCCAGCACCUUCAGAGGAGGCCGCAGCUACACCCAUGGAAGAAGGAGAGGAGGUAGAGGGAGAAAAGGAGGAGGCGGAGAAAGCAGUGGAUUUGUACUGUGGACGUGUUUCUUUCUACAGUAUGUGUUAGAAAGGGAAUUGGGCUAUAUGUUUUUCACAACUGCAUGUUUUUCUUUCUUUUUGUCCUAUGCAGGACACCGUAGUAGCAGCUCCUGUGGCGUCAGAGGGGUUGGCUGAAGCUGUGGUGGAGGAGGAACUGGAGGAGGAGGUUUCUCUACCAUUAGUAGAAGAACCAGCCUAUGCUCCAGAGGAGGCCCCCUCGCCUGCAGAGCCAGCCCAAGCAGAUCCCUCCAUCUCUGGGGAGGUGAGUGAGGAGGCAGGGAGGGAACCUGCUGCGCCUCUAGAGGAGGCCGCAGCUACACCCAUGGAAGAAGGAGAGGAGGUAAAGGGAGAAAAGGAGGAGGCUACGGAGAAAGCAGUGGAGGAACCAGAGGUAGAGGAGAAAUCCAUGGAGGAGGCCAUUGCGGUGGACAGCAGUAGCCAGGAAACUGUGGUCCAGGUGGGGGUAGCAGACCUGUCCUACCAGCCUCCGGAGGAAGGAGAGGAGGAGGAGGAGGCGGCGAAGGAAGAGGUCCUGGUCGAGGAGGACCAAAAUAAAGGGAUAGAGGAGAUGGAGAAUGCUACCAGUACAGCGGAUGAGAAAGAGGAGUUGGAGGAGGGAAGUGAGAGCUCAGACGAGGGUGGCAAGGUUCAGGCCCUUUGGAGGAGAGGUAGUGGCAGUGGCCUGGCGGAGCCUAAACGUAAAUCUACGAGACUCAGCAGAGUGGUCAUCGAGCCCGAGGAGCAGGACAGGGAGCAGCCGGAGGUCACAGAGGAAGAGGAGGAGAAAGCUACAACUACAGAGGAGGAAGAGGAGGCUGUAGAGAAGGGUUCGGCUGAGGUGGAAGAGGAGCAGCCACCAGUGAUUGACCAGAGGGCAUUGAGAAGGAAGAGCAGACCGGUCCAGACUCCAAAUAAAGCCAGAGGGAAACGACACAGCAAGAUCUAA
Molecule: messenger RNA, 20727 nt
Organism: Coregonus sp. 'balchen'
Lineage: Eukaryota; Metazoa; Chordata; Actinopteri; Salmoniformes; Salmonidae
Source: the annotation of a GenBank genome assembly